CAGAUGGUGCAACUUUCAGUCUUGCCAACAGGCGUCGUCGACCAGCCUGAGUUAAGCCUCAAACCACGAGUGUAAGAGCAGAACGAACGAGUUGUUUCACAGUCAGUCUGCACUUGUUUGAAAUCUGCACUGUUACUUUAAGGGUCGCCAGCCUUAAAAAUCGCCCUCCCCUCGGCAGUAGCGAGGACAAUAGACUUCUGAAGCUGAGCAACUUCCUCCUCGUAAAACGGAGAUGAACUGCUACAAUCCGAACUGUUAGCUCAGGAAGAAAAGUUUUCCCUUUUCAGCGUGGGUCUGGAGGCAGCAGAAGGAAGUGACAGAAAUCUUUCUUCAGCAUUGCUCGUGCUGUAGCUGGUAGCUCGCCCAGAAACAGGCUGGUUUCUAUUCAACUAUCAAUUCUCGACAAGGCUGGUCUUCUGACAUUUUCUCCAGAGAAUGCGCUACCCUGUUGAAGUUUAACUUGUCGUGCUUGAUAUUGAUUGGGGAGGGGUGAAAGAGAAAAUGGGCAAAUUCUUUUCAAAGAUAUUUGGAAGCAAGGAGAUGCGUAUUCUGAUGCUGGGUCUGGAUGCUGCUGGCAAGACCACGGUCCUGUACAAGCUCAAGCUUGGACAACCCACCACCACCAUCCCAACGGUCGGCUUCAACGUGGAAACAGUCACCUACAGGAAUGUCAGGUUCAAUGUCUGGGACGUGGGGGGGCAGGACAAGAUCCGGCCUCUCUGGCGCCACUACUACACGGGAACCCAGGGCCUGAUCUUCAUGGUGGACUGCGCUGAUCGGGACCGAAUCGACGAGGCCAGGCAAGAGCUCUACCGUAUCAUUAAUGACAGGGAGAUGCGCGAUGCUGUCAUCCUUAUCUUCGCCAACAAGCAGGACCUGCCCGAGGCCAUGAAGCCCCACGAGAUUCAGGAGAAACUGGGACUGACCAGGAUACGAGAUCGCAACUGGUACGUUCAACCUUCCUCGGCCACCACUGGAGAUGGACUCUACGAAGGGUUGACCUGGCUCACCUCUAACUUUAAGACAUAGAGUCCUACAGCAUGGAAACAGAUCCUUCAGCCCAACUCGUUCAUGCUAACCAAGAUGCCCCAUCUAGGCUUAUCCCACUUCCUUGCAUUUGGUCCAUAUUCCUCUAAACAUUUCCUAUCCAUGUACCUCCCCAAAUGUCCUUUAAUUGUUUUUAUUGUAUCUGCCUCGACUACCUCGUCUGGCAGCUUAUUCCAUAUACUCACCACCCUCUGUGUGAAAAAGUUGCACCUCAGGUUCCUAUUAGAUCUCUCCCCUCUCACCUUAAACCUAUGUUAUCUGGGUCUUGAUUCCCCAACUCUGAGUAAAAGACUGUAUUCACCCUAUCUAUUCCCCUCAUGAUUUUAUACACCUCUAUAAGUUUAUCUCUUAGCCUCCUGUGCUCCAAGGAAUAAAGUCAUAGCCUCGCCCUUUUGCUCAGGCCCUUGAGUACUGGCAACAUCCUCGUAAAUCUCUUCGGCACUCUUUCCAGCUUAAUGCAAUUUGAGAAGAAUGUUCAAAACUUCAUAGACUUUCUACACAAAAAAUUCCACACUCCCUGUUUUCAGCUUGGAGGUCUUGACGUGGAAUUGAUUCAACAUGGCCUCGGGCAGACUGUUUCUAGGCGCAAGUCCAUUGCAUCUUGAAAAGACUGCAGACACUGAAAUUUUGGUCAGGACACCUUGUGUUUUUUGCUUUAAAUUGGUAUGUGAUGAAUAUAAUUGUUUCUCCCUUGUACUGUUAAUGUACUAACAGAAGGGCUGAUACCCAGCUGUUCAGUUUAAAUUACUUUUAUUACAUUUUAAAGAUAAGCUACAGGAUGAAAAUGUUUUACUAAUUGAUUUCAGGUUAUAAAGUUCAUCGGAGGUUUCCUAAAAAGUAACUUUACACAAACUGUAUUUUUAAUUUGUCUCUGUGGUCAAACUCUUAAGCACCAUGUAGCGUUCAGAAUUUAUUUCGAGCCAUAGUCGUUAUAUGUCUGGGAGGAUUUUGUUUCGCAGAACAUAGAUUUUUUUAAUGUAUGAAAGACACAAAGUGUUGUAGUAAAUAAGUGGUCAGACAGCAUCACUGGAGAACAUGGAUAGGUGAAGUUUCAGGUCAGGACACAUCUUCAGACUUUUUAAUCUUUAUUUUGCAGUAGGAAUAUGUUAUUUCAUUUUAUAAAGAAUUGAAGAGAUUAAUCAUUUUGGUGACCCAAGAAACUGCAGAUGCUGGAAUCUUGAUCAAUACACAAAAUGCUGGAGGAACUCAAGAGAGUUAUACAAUAAUGUGUGGUGGUAAUGCUCCAGACAUGCUGCCUGACCAGCUGAGUUACUCCAGCAUUUUGUGGGAGUAACUCUAGUUGGAGUUCUGUAACACCCUCUCUCACUGCUCCCCCUGUGAUUCCUGCUGCUCUCCUGCUCUACGACUGUUCUGACCCAGACUUGCUACUAAAACCACAUGUGUUUCCUCAAUGCUUGCCUUUGCCUCCAUCUUGUGCCUCAUGGCCUCUAUCCUCCCAGUUUGGUGCCUGAAGAAGGGUACUGACCUGAAACAUCACCUAUCCUUGUUCUCCAGAGAUACAGCCUGACCCGCUGAAUUACUCCAGCACUUUGUCCUUUUUUUGCUGUGAUAUUACUGUUUUGUCACACUCCUGUUUAUGUGUAAAAUGUCAAAAUAUAAGACACAAGGUGUAUUUAUUUUAAUAAUCUUACAAAUUUGCUAUUAAUUCAGAAAGUAAUGUGAUUUCCCAUUAAACCAGAAAAGUACAUAACUGCAAAAA
Molecule: messenger RNA, 2767 nt
Organism: Amblyraja radiata (thorny skate)
Lineage: Eukaryota; Metazoa; Chordata; Chondrichthyes; Rajiformes; Rajidae
Product: ADP-ribosylation factor 6-like
Exons: 1
Coding region: 502-1029 (175 amino acids)
Molecular function (GO): GTPase activity; GTP binding
Source: RefSeq, a predicted model, not a curated record